This is a messenger RNA of Cydia pomonella (codling moth), 2115 nucleotides long. It is a transcript of the gene strat, whose product is annotated as guanine nucleotide exchange factor MSS4 homolog. Lineage: Eukaryota; Metazoa; Arthropoda; Insecta; Lepidoptera; Tortricidae. Gene Ontology annotation, molecular function: guanyl-nucleotide exchange factor activity; zinc ion binding. Gene Ontology annotation, cellular component: membrane; cytosol. The transcript is spliced from 2 exons. Gene Ontology annotation, biological process: small GTPase-mediated signal transduction; post-Golgi vesicle-mediated transport. The coding region runs from base 311 to 673 and encodes 120 amino acids. The record is from RefSeq and is a predicted model, not a curated record.
UUAUUAAUUGAAAUAAGAAUUAACUAAUCAAUCAAACAUAAAUUUUAAGUUUUGUGUAUGUCUUUUAUGCCAAAAGUAUGUUUUUGUAUGAAUUGCGUUUUGUUCUUGGAGGAGUAAUAGCUAUCUCAUUAAAUUAUCGAUCAAUCUUUUCUGUCACUGUCACUGUCACGUAGUUGGCUCUCAAGUUCACGUCGAGUCGAACUGUGUACCGGUGGGGACUUUAUUAUAUACAAUAACUAUUUUAUUUGUAUAAAACUUUUGAACAAAGACAAUUCUUAUUGCCCUUCUAUCAACACGUAAGUUUGUUACCAUGGCUGACGUAGAAAACAAGGAAGAUCUGGUUGAAGACGGGAAAAACAAAAUGAAUGUUAAAUGCAAAUUCUGCAGUUCUAAAAUUCUAGACAAGAAAGCUGCAAAUUAUAUCACGCAAGAGAUGGCUCUGCCUCUAAUGCAGCAAGACAAUAACCGCAAAGAGGGUGAGAUCCAGAAUGAAACAGUGAACGAGUUCUAUCAUGUAGAAAACAUGUAUACAUUUGAGAAUAUUGGUUUUACACAUACUGUUGAUAACUACAAAUAUCUGAGCUGCGCAGACUGUGACGCCGGGCCGGUGGGCUACUACGACAUGAAUACUAAACAAAGCUAUGUGGCGCUGUCAAGAAUUGUACAUUCCUAGGUAGUUCUUGAUUUAAAUUAGAUGCUAAUGUCCAGUGAUUGGCACGGACUGUGCCACACCGCAUGAUUUCAAGUAGAAAUGGACAAGAAUGGUUAUGAGACAUGACUCAAAUGCCUUGAUCUUGUCCGAAAAAGUAUUGAGUGAUAUUUUGUAAGAUUUUUGUAACUUAGUGCCACCCAAUGUACAUUAAGAUGUACACUUUGUUUUGAUGACUAAUUAACUAUUCAUUUGUGUUGUGAAAUGUUUACAAAAAAAUACAACUAGAUUCAAACUUCCUUAGCUAUGAUUUUGUAUGGUGGGCACAAGGUUAAUGUUUUUGAAUAAGAUUUCUAUUUGGAAUCCCGCAGUGUGGCACUGUCCGUGCCAAUCACUGCUAAUGUCAUUAUAAUCUUGAAAUUGAUGGACAGGGAAAAGAUAUCGAUAGUAUACUUGUAGAAGCUUGUACAUAUGAUUCUGGUUGUUGUCUAGGAUUAUUAUUUACAUGGCCACAUUUUUUUAUGAAACAAGCAACUAGAUUACCUAUUUUUGCAGAACUUAACCUUAAAAAUUGCAGAUAAAAUAUUAACUCUUUAAACUAAAAUAAAAUAAUACUUUAAAAUAAAUGGUAAUAAUUUAAAGAGUUCAUAUUUACUAUUUACAAGCAGUAAAAUUUUAAUAAAAGUCUAAAUAAAAUGGCACAGAUUUCAGCACAUAUGCACGCACAUGUUGGACAUACAAUAAAUACCAAAAAUAAAACAAUGGUACUGCAGAUACUCUGUGUCAGUUUUCACACAUUAUUUUAACCCUUGAAAAUCUAGAACUGCUUGAGGCCUAGUCAUUGUGACACACACUGGGUGACGUUUUUUAGGUGAUACAAGAUACAUGUAUGCCACUGUAUAUUCAUUUCUUACUUCUAGCAGCUCAGCUCUUCACUAUAGCAGCAACACUGAAAUCACAAUAAAAAGCCCUGGUUUCCAUAUAUUGUGUAUUGUGUCUAAUGGAACUUUAGUAUGGCACGCCUUAAGAUUUAUUUUUGCGAAUUCAUGGUUGCUCUCAUAAUAUAAACAGGUACUUAUAUCUAAGGACAAGCCUUAUGGGCAAUAAGUAUGGGGCCAGUACAGCGGUGUCACACACACGAAUUCGAGCCAAUCAUGCAGUCUAAUGCCACAAAGCAAUUGAUGAGUUCGCAUCACGUGCGCGAUUUUUCGCAAUUAGUUGUACUGGUCGCAUAUGUAUAUCUUAUAUCACAUAAAAAAAUACCAUUUAUAAAAUGUCAAGAUACAGCGUUCCUGCCACCUUUGUUCAUUGACACUUUCCAAUAUGCUUAUAAGUAUAAUAAUGAAAAUGUACUAAAGAGUUAGAAUAUUAACUGCUUUGGUAUGUGCGGAGCACGAUUUGAGCUUAUUGAUUAUUGAUCAAUAUAAUUUUUGUAUGUUUUUCUGUAAAUAUACUUUUAUGCAUUA